Messenger RNA from Trichomycterus rosablanca, 6218 nucleotides. RefSeq names its product salvador family WW domain containing protein 1 (gene sav1). Gene Ontology annotation, cellular component: cytosol. The record is from RefSeq and is a predicted model, not a curated record. The coding region runs from base 360 to 1580 and encodes 406 amino acids. Gene Ontology annotation, biological process: negative regulation of cell population proliferation; hippo signaling; positive regulation of apoptotic process. Gene Ontology annotation, molecular function: protein binding; molecular adaptor activity. The transcript is spliced from 5 exons. Lineage: Eukaryota; Metazoa; Chordata; Actinopteri; Siluriformes; Trichomycteridae.
CGAGCAACAAGUUGGACUUACUUUAACUUUUACUGCUUAGUUUAUUUCAACUCCUGGUUGUUUUAUUCGAAUAAUAAAUGAUUUAAUCGACGCUCAGAGAACUUAUAAAGACGUGUGUUGUGUAUGUAAAUAAAUGAGAGAAGUGCGGUGCGCUGGCGGCUAAUCGUUGUGUUUUGUUUUUGUUCCAGUUAGCUUAGCUCUGCUCUGUGAUGAGUAAAGCGGAGCUGUUAGCCCAGUAACUGCAACUCAGGGUUUAAAUCCUCGGUCCGUUUAAAACGAGCGCCACCGAGGAUAUAAUAUUCAAAAUGGCAUGCAGGGAGUGUUUUUGCUACAUGAAUAUCUUCUACUAUUGAGCUAGUAUGCUCUCAAGAAAGAAAAGUAAGAACGAAGCGUCCAAACCAGCAGAAGUCCAGGGCAAGUAUGUGAAGAAGGAGACUUCCCCUCUGCUGAGGAAUCUCAUGCCCUCGUUCAUCCGUCAUGGGCCAACAAUUCCACGUCGGGCAGAGGUGCCAUUGCCGGAUGGUUCUGCGGUACCCACUGCCAGUGUGUACCCUUUGAGUUCAGGAGCAGGGACUGACGCACCUGGGCGGAAAAGUUUCCUCCGCAACGUGACUCCACGGCCACAACACGAGGUCUCCCGGCGAGAAAGUCAUCGCGUAUCUGCUCCUCUGUAUCUUCCACGCUCGCUUUCUGACCUUCCUCAUGAGUUUGCCUCAUCCACACCCUCUUUCGCCAGUGACAGUGGGCCGAUAGUGGAAAACGGAGACGUUACCCGUUUUUACUACCCCCCAGAGGGAUAUUACGAAAAUCCCCCCAGGCAUGUGCGCCGGCCCGAUCACUUCUGCGAUGACUACAGGUACUAUGAGCGCAGUGAACUGAACUACCCAAGAGUGCCUGCACAGCCUCAGACACCCCAGCCCCCCAGUCGGCCCCCUGCAGCUAUUGGACGUAUGCAGGCAAAGUCUCUGGGCAACCUUACAAGUCUAAGUGCCGAGGAGACUGCUCUUCCGGCAGGCUGGUCAGUCGACUGGACGAUUCGAGGCAGGAAAUACUUCAUCGAUCACAACACUAACACCACUCAUUGGAGCCACCCACUGGAGAGGGAGGGACUUCCUCCUGGCUGGGAGAGGGUGGAGUCAGCAGAGUUUGGAGUUUAUUACGUUGACCAUAUUAACAAACGGGCUCAGUACAAGCACCCCUGUGCUCCCAGUGUUCCACGCUAUGACCAGCCUCCACCACUUCCACCACCAAUCACUUACCAGCCGCGACCACCAGAGCGUAAUCAGCCAGUUUUGGUGCCAGCUAACCCGUACCACACUGCCGAGAUUCCAGACUGGCUGCAGGUUUAUGCCCGAGCACCCCUAAAGUAUGACCACAUUCUGAAGUGGGAGCUGUUCCAGCUGAUGGACCUGGACACGUAUCAGGGCAUGCUGAAGCUGCUGUUUAUGAAGGAACUGGAGCGCAUCGUUAAAUCGUACGAAGCUUACCGACAGGCACUGCUUACUGAAGUCGACAUGCGCAAACAACGCCAGCAGUGGUAUGCUCAACAGCCAACCAAAAACUUUCCCCACAACAUGUGACCUUCAGCAGUGAAAACACGCUCCCUCUCUAAUGUACACUGACGAGUCUCCGUGUCUCGGCCUUCCUGGGGGCUUUAGCAGCAUGAUACUGUAUAAUCAUACAGCAAAUGCUGAGAAGUGCUAGAGUCAAAGUACAGGACUCACUUAACUGGGAGCAGUGUUUAAAUCAUUUUAACCACAUUGCUCUGCUUCCAGUAGUGCCAUUACCAAGACUCUAUCUCCUCAGAGGAACAGAUCACCAAGGGUGGUAGAGUAAGCAAUAUUGUCUUAAACUGAGCCACACAAUCGCUCUCCUUUACAUUUGGUGAAAGUGUUGAUUGGUGUACAUGAAUUUACACCAUAUUCUAUUUAGUUUCAAAACGGGAUUUUGUUUUGCACUGGAGCUAUAAGGCUAAUUUAAUGAAACUCCUAAAUCUUUACUAUAUGGUCAAAAGUAUUGAGACAUUUGCUAAUUACUGAGUUCAGGUGUUUUAGACACACUCACUGUUAAGAAGUGUUUAAAAUCAAUGCUUUAAAAACAAACUAUAUGUUUUUAACUUUGUGGCAACAGUGUAGGAAAGGCCCUUUUAUGUUUCAGCAUGAAUGUGCUCCCAUUUGGUGUGGAGAAACUACAGUGGCCUGCACAAAGACCUAACCUUAAACCCACUGCUCCAUAUUGGGGGACUUAUUUUAAGCCAGGCCUUCUCGUCCAACAUGAGUGACUUGGCUUAAUGCUGUUCUGACUUAAUAGGUAUACAUUCUCAGAGACACACAUCAAAAUUGUCUGGAUCGUUUUCUCUAAAAGUAAAGGCAUGGUUCCUGGGGUCGAUUCCAGACGGUCCUUUCUGUGUGAAGUCUGCAUGUUUUCUCUCCGUGUCUGAACUGUGGGAGGAAACCCACACAAAGACGUGCAAGUGAGGUGAAUUAGAGAAACUAAAUUGUCCAUGACAAUUGAACUGAUGAAUCUUGUGUAACAAGUGAUUACCUGUCUUGUCAUGAAUGUAACAAGAGUGUGUAAAACAUGACAUUAAAAUCCUAAGAAAAUAAAAUAAAUAAAAAGUAGAGGCUAUUAUAGCCACGAACGGGGUGCUAACUCAGUAUUAUUGUCCACGGUUUUGGAAUGGGAUGUCCAAACAGCUUAUGGUCAGAUGUCUACAUAUUUUUGGCCAUAUUCUCUCAGUAUAUUCCUUGAAACAAUUAGUCCAAAUCACAGUCUCAAGUGUGUGUGCUGAAUGUAAUCUAUAAAUGUAAACUAAACAUCCCAGCGCAUCGAAAAUUCUAACAUAAUUAAAGGCAGCCGUGCCAGGCCGACUCCGCUAGUCUACUAAACUGCUGAUUUUUAGCAUGCACGUGUUACUCUUGUCAGUCACCACAACAGAUUUCUCUUGCUUUGAUUCUUUUGUAUCCUUCACUAAGACCCUUUGGAUCUACCAAUCUAAUCAUUUCCAGUUCCUAAUUGUGAACCUGCUGCUGCUUGCACAACCCCUGAUCUGGUCAAGGAUAUCCAGAUCUCCACACACUCUCUGCACACGUGUCCAAUCUGUGGGCGCUUUUCACCUUUCAGAAUUGGGUUCCCACACAAAGCUCUAUCGCAUAUGGAGAACCAUGCUAAGCUCAGUGUGCAUGGUGGUGCAUGGUGGUGCAAAAGUUGGUGCAAAAAAAAACGAUGUCGCUCCGGGGACCUGGGUUCAAACCUUGCAUCUGUAACUGCCUAUUAAGAGUUUCUCUGAAUAAACUGCUUAUACUCUUACGUUAGGGAUGUAUCAUCAUCUUGUUUUUAGUGUUUUCGGGUAGGCUCCAGACCCACCGCAACCCUUAUAGCACUCACUAAAAAUAAAUAUAUACCCUUUUAGUAGGGUGUUCUCAUGAAGCAGCUUUUAAAUUAUUUAUUAGCAUGGAUGCUCAGAUGCAAAUUAUGAAUACAAUAUUUUUAUUAUAUUAUAGGCUGUGUAUGGCCUUAUGUGAACUGUUUUAAAUAAUAUAAUAUGUGAUGCACAUGGCCACUUUAUUGGGAACACUUCAACUAAUUAUUAUUGUGAUCAUCCAAUUGAUUAGUUCUUUGACAGCUUUACAAUGCAAAAAGAGCAUAGACACAUCAAGUGUGUGUGUGUGGGAGGGGGUGUGAUCUAUGGCCAUGGCCUGGUUGUUGGUGCCAGGCAGGGCAGACUAGUUCGACUAAACUGCUGAGCUCCUGGGAUUUUCACACAUAGUGGUCCUUAGAGUUUAAAAAUACAGUGAGUGGCAAUGCCACAGACAAAAACAUUUUGUUGAUUGGAGAGGUCAGAGCAGAUGAACCGGUGUGAGCUAAUGGGAAGGCCAUAGUAACUUAAUAACAAUUAUCAUGCAGCAGUCUGUGGCUACAGUAGACUUAUCAACACUGUACAGUUAAAGAUCGGAAAACCGCUGCCUUGUCUGAUCUGUCUUUUUUAUCUUAAUUCUUUUUUUAUCUUAAUUCCUUUUUUAUCUGUUUUCUUCAUUUCUCCUUUUCCUCCCAGUCUAGUCAUAUCCACUUACUCACUUGCACCUUUCCUUUACUGCUGCAGACCCUUACCCCAACUAAAGAAGGGCUGUCCUUAACGCAUGCCCCCCUCAUUUAUGUUUUGGCAGGCCAUACAGGAUUAACAAUCUAAUAAUUGUCAACACCAUCAUCAUCCAUCAUCUCCCAAUUCCUUUUGUCUCCUUGACAAUGACCAGCAUCUUGUUUUGGUUAUGUGGAAACUAUCACUCUGACUCAUCUGAGUGGCACAUAAGCGGGAUUAUGUCAGACACUCUGGCUGCACCGUUAGACAAUGAAAAACAUUCUCUGUUGCAAUGGCUGUACCUAAUAUUGUUAUAACUAAUACAGUCAUGACCUUUAAAGAAAAAAUAUGGUGCCUAUGGUCAAACGUGGUAAAGUUUUGUAGAUGUUUUGGGGUUGCUUUGCUUCUUCUCUUACUGGCUGCCUUAAAUGUGUGCAUGAAUUCUUAAGACUAUGUCAGUACAAUAGAUAUCAGGACAAUGACCCAAAGUGUAUUCAGAAAACACCCAGAAGUGGAUUAAGACAAAGCAGUUUAAAUCUAAAUCCUAUCAAAUACCUGUAGAGAGAUCUCAAAACAGCAGUUGGGAGAAUGCACAACACAACUCAAUUAGGAAUAGAUUGAUUUCAGUUAUUUUUUCCAAAGGGUGUACUACCAGAUGUUAAGUUAAAGGGGGCAAUUAUUUAGUCCAAUGUAGUUCUGCAGUUGUGUGGGGUAUUAUCAGAUUUGACUUUAUCCUCAUAUCUUUCCAGUGCAAAGAAACAAACAUGAAUAUCGAAGCAAUUGUCAUUGUAGCAAUGUUCUGGGAGAAAAGCAGAGAUGCCAAUACUUUUGGUCAUGACUGUGUGUUUGUACCAUGUGGCCACCCUGUCAGUAUUACUGCUGUGCUGGCAUCACCACAAAAUAUCUGGUCUGUGCUUGUCCUAUGGUCGUCUCUUUACAGUAAUUGAAGGGGUAAAAGGCAGCUGAUAAAACGUUUCUACCUCAAGUCAUUCAUUCAUUGUCUGUUUUACCACCUCUUUAUUCUGGUCAGGGUCGCUGUGUCAAGUUAAUUUUAUUUGUUUAGCACUUUUUACAAUAUACUUUUUAGAUAUUGUCUCAAAGCAGCUUUACAGAGUCCAGGACAGACAGACCAAAAGCCCCUGUUGUGCAAGCCAAGGGCAGCAGUGCCAAGAAAAACUCCCCUAAAUUACAGCAAGAAACCUUUAAAGGAAGCAGACUCAGCAGGGACCUCCAUUCUCCUGGGGUGACUAGAAGUUUAAGAAUUAGCGAAAAGAGUGAACAAGCAAUUGCAGUUCUUCAUUAAUCAGUCCAGUCUGUGAUAAAGUCCAGAGUGAGUUCUGGACAUUUUCGGUUCAAUACGCCAGGUUUCCAUCUCAUCUAAAACGAGCUGCAUUGUUGGCACCUGGGCAAUCACAGGGCAAACACACACAAUUACACACACUCACACUAAGAGCAAUAUUUUGUAGCUUCAAUUGGCCUGACUGCAUGUCUUUGGACUGUAAACUGGAACUGAACUGAAACACAUGUGGAACCUGGUCUCUUUUUGCUAAAAGGCUGUGAGAUGAUAUGAUUUGUUGAGUCUUUUAUUAGCUUCUUAGCUCUAGUGCAGAACUAAAAAGUGAAAUCUCAUAUACAUUUCAAUCAUGUCCAGAAUUCUGGGGGAAGAUUGUGUGAACUUUUUUUUAUUUAUUUGUUGGAUAACUCAAUGACACUACAGUGCCUGAUAAAAACUAGGGCUUUCACUGAGCUGUAUAUCUUCAGUAGCCCUUAUUUCUCUGUCACAUGGGCAUAUACACACAGCUCCUGUUGCAACAUCCUGUUACAAUCCGAAAAGCUUGUGUUGCCACUUGACCUGUAUCAUACACUCUUGUUUUCUGCAGCAAUGGACAAUUCUGUUUUUAUAUGGACUUUCUCUAUGACAACCGAGGCUACUGGACAUGUUACAGGUUGUAUUUUUCUUGUUGUUAAGGAAUAUGUCUUUAAGGAAUUUCAGAAGCAGAAGCAUCAUGUGAUGCAGGGUAAGUGUGAGCUCAUUUGGCUCCUGGCAUUGUUUUAAAAUACGCUUUUGUCUUUAUAUACAAGUAUAUUUUCCUGUAUAAUGAAAUGAUAUAUAUAUAUGGACAUAAAAACGAGAAACGUG